Sphenostylis stenocarpa is the source of this 1062-nucleotide messenger RNA. The record is from the annotation of a GenBank genome assembly. NCBI's taxonomy places the organism in Eukaryota, Viridiplantae, Streptophyta, Magnoliopsida, Fabales, Fabaceae.
AUGCAUUCUAGGUUGUUCCUCCGGAGGAAUUAUUCCUUCAUGUUCAUGGACAAAGGUGCUAAUUCAGAAAUCCAACUCCCUCCUGGAUUUAGAUUCCACCCUUCUGACGAAGAGCUAAUUGUUCACUAUCUGAGAAAUAAAGUGACAUCAUCACCCCUUCCUGCCUCAUUCAUGGCAGAAAUAGAUCUUUACAAGUAUAAUCCAUGGGAGAUCCCAAGUAAGGCUUUGUUUGGGGAGGAUGAAUGGUAUUUCUUUACUCCCAGGGACAGGAAGUAUCCCAAUGGAGUGAGGCCUAAUCGAGCAGCUGCUUCUGGUUAUUGGAAGGCUACUGGCACUGACAAACCCAUUUUUACUUCAUGUGGGAUGAUGAGUAUUGGAGUGAAGAAGGCGCUUGUGUUCUACAAGGGUCGUCCACCAAAAGGAUCUAAAACUGAUUGGAUCAUGCAGGAGUAUAGGUUGCACGAUUCCAUGAACUCAAUUCCACAGCAAAGAGGGUCCAUGAGACUGGAUGAGUGGGUGCUGUGCCGGGUUCGACAGAAAACUAGCAGCACAAGAAGCAUUUGGGAAGACUCAAAUGAACCUAUUCACGAACCAACUAGCCACUUUCACCAAAUAAACCAGAAUUCGAAUCUUGAACCAGCCAAAAACACUGUGCAUACUGAAUAUCCAAUGUUACCUUAUAUUCUUGCUUCUAAGAGUUCUCUGCCUGAUUUUAUUGGCAUGGCCUCAGGCUCUGGCUUUGGUUGUAAUGACGAUGUAAAAGCGUAUGCUUCAUUGGAUGAUGAAAACUUGAAUUUAAUAAUAGGAGCGCAGUUUAGGGAACCUGUUGCUGAGGGCUUGUUUAAUUCACUGAAGAGAAAAAAGUUUGAAGAGAACGAGUUGGAUGCUACCCUCAAUAAAAUUCUAAGCGAAGAAGUUGAUGUUGGGAAACAAAGACUUGAGAAAGAUGUAAACAAAGGCUACAAUUUCAAUAACUUUGACCAGUGGACUUCCAUCAUACAACCCCAGGAGCUUAAUAGCGAGUCUUUACGAAAUAUGAAUGAAUUGCUUAUAGAUGCUUGA